This is a messenger RNA of Dioscorea cayenensis subsp. rotundata (Guinea yam), 541 nucleotides long. RefSeq names its product peamaclein-like. The record is from RefSeq and is a predicted model, not a curated record. NCBI's taxonomy places the organism in Eukaryota, Viridiplantae, Streptophyta, Magnoliopsida, Dioscoreales, Dioscoreaceae. The coding region runs from base 79 to 345 and encodes 88 amino acids. The transcript has 2 exons.
AACCCAACUAUAAAUCCCAACACUCACUCUAAACUCACCAUUCACUUCAACUGCUAGUCUCUGUUGUUCACUUUCAGUAUGAAGCUCUCAUCAGCUACUUUGGUUCUCAUUCUCCUCCUCAUUACUACUUUUCUCCAGGCAGCCAUGGCAGGUUCAGGCUUUUGCAGUGGGAAAUGUAAGGUGAGAUGCUCCAAGGCCAGCAUCAAAGAUAGAUGCCUCAAGUACUGCAACAUAUGCUGCAAGGAGUGCAAGUGUGUGCCUUCCGGGACUUAUGGAAACAAAGACCAGUGCCCUUGUUAUAGGGACAAGGUUGUCAAGGGCAGCAAAAAGCCCAAGUGCCCUUAAAUCUCCUAUUGUUCUUCAGCUUUGCACUAGUUAGUGUGAGACUAUGAAAAUAUCAAAAUAAAUGUCAUGCCAUGUAAUCUAUUGCAUCCCUUCCACAUUGCAUCUAUAUCCACCUCCUCCAUUUGGGCAUUUCUAUCAUUCUAGCCAAUGUGUUUAAUUUGAAUGAAUAUAAUAAAGGGUACUAUUCCUAAGCUGA